Messenger RNA from Spizellomyces punctatus DAOM BR117, 1481 nucleotides. RefSeq lists its product as uncharacterized. The transcript is spliced from 8 exons. The coding region runs from base 680 to 1297 and encodes 205 amino acids. NCBI's taxonomy places the organism in Eukaryota, Fungi, Chytridiomycota, Chytridiomycetes, Spizellomycetales, Spizellomycetaceae. The record is from RefSeq and is a predicted model, not a curated record.
AUUCUCUACCUUUCCUGGCAUGCUCUCUAACGAUGUGUAGGGCUUGGCAGCUCAUCCCAUCAUUUCAGGGGUACGCCGAUGAGUAUGAGCAUAGGAAAACUUUGUUAACGACUUUUGGACAGCUGUUCCCUCUAGUGGCAAUACAUCACCGAUGUGCAGUCGAGACCAAGCAACAAUGGAAAAUUGUAGGAUGCGGAAAUCAAAUUGAGGUCCUCCGCCUUACGACUUUUCAACCGAUGUGGUCCCUCGCCCACGUGUUGACGAGAUCUAUGUGCGAUUCAGCUAUUCGUGCCGCUCUAGGUGGAUUCUUGAUUUGCGAUCGGAGCGAUAUCAGCCAAUAUGUGUCACUAGAACGGUCAUUUUUGGAGGUUGCCCAUUCUGAGAACCGAUACGCCAGUCGGGGCGAGCUUGCGAGCGACAUUUUAGACCUUGGGAUGUUCAAUUGGGAAGUGAAACGGGCUUUUUGGAAGGUUGUUUCAACACCGCCUUUUUGAUACGAGUUCAAGAAAUCGGUCUUUGCAAACUUAAUUGCAUGUUCUGACAGAGUGAAGAGAUUUAUCCGCAAAUCCUGACUGAUAUCGAUGAAUGCGUUGAGACAUUACAUCGACAUCAUCGCGAAACUCGUCGGGUAUGGUCUCCGCGACCCGCUCCCAAAAUUCAACGAGAAUGGCCUUUUGCAAUGGAGCUUUUGCAAAAGAUUUCACCACCGUAUAUGCGUCCAGCGCCGCCUGAACGGCCUGCACCGAUUCCAUGGAAGAUGGCCUCUGAGUCUGCGGGAUAUCUUGAUAUCUUGAUCCAAUUACUCACCAGCAUGCUAUUCGACGGCGAAAGCAUAUGCGAGCGGGAAAAUAUGUUUCAUAGACAUCGACCAUAUGACUUUAAGCGUCUUUUGAAAAAGAUUCUGACUGCCGUCAAGGUAGCACGACAGGUCCCAUCAGAUAAUACUGUCUUCUACCACUUGAAGCAGUCUGCAGUAGAUUUCAUGUGGGAGGUACAUCAGGCAACGCUCCUGUAUCCAGAGGCCCAGAAAGCGAUGGACGUCCUGUUGGUAAAGUGGAGAAUACGGCUGACACGGAACCAAGGUCUUAUUCAUACCAUUAUCCAAUCUCUUACCCAAGAAACACCAACUGCUUCAGCGCACGCUUACCGGGCCAAAAACUUUCUGUCGUAUUACCUUGCAUUGAGUCCACUAUGUGGUGAGCGGGUUCAAGAGUGUGUCGGUGCUGACAUCAAGUACUUUGUUAAGAGUCAAUCACAUGGUGUUUUCCUUUCAUUGGGCGACAGUGGGACUUUUUAGUUUCAGGACCAUAGAUACGUAGGGUAGAGGACAUAUAUAGCACAAGAUUAGAUUCGAAAUAACAAAGGGAGCACGAUAAUGGUUUCUAUUAGCUUUUUCUUUAUUCAGACUGUAGUUUGUUGCUAGCAUUGUAAGAAAAUGGUAAAAAAAAGUACAAAGCAAAAAAAACAUACACUAUGUAAAC